AAAAAAGACAUUUUCGUGACGGAGGGCUUUCGUACAGCCCUGGCGCGGCUGCGGCAUUGCACCCCACCCGGGGGCUCCCUGCCAAAUACACCAAAUCCACCAUCUACCCCCGAGCAUAAAGUUCACGAAUGUGGGGACAAUCGAAGCUCAUCGGUGAAGGGUGUAAAAGGCAGUGGAACAAAUGUGGGGGAGUCGCAGUCGCGCAGAUCAAAUAAUCAUGCGACUGAUAAUUUUAUCAAAGACAGUGAUUUUUUGGCACAUGCAGCAUCAGCAUUACGUAGAUUACAUUUUAAAUCAGCUGGUGGUAGUCGUAGUUGUCGUACUGUACCAAAAGUCGUUGUUAGAGGUUCAAGUACUGCAUCAGAAACAACAAUAAACACAAGUACAGAUAGUGCUGCGACUGUUGUAACAAUGGUGACAACAACAGACAGUGAACAACGUGAUGACAGUCUGGAUCUGAUAGAUGAACCAUCUGAAAUGUCACCUCCAUCAUCAAAAGGAAAACCAACAUCACCACCAUCAGUAAAAAAUGAACAUAAUAACUUGGAAGUUAUAAGUAAAAAUAAAAUGACCAAUUGUAACAAACAAUCAACAUCUCCAGCAUCACCUGGAGAUGUCACAUUAACAAGUAGUCCAGUAAAUGGUAGUGGUGCACCACCACCAACUCCAUUAAUUGGUGCUAGACAUGAAAAUAGAUUUACUUUUGGUAGUGGAAGAACACCAGCAUUACCUGAGCUAAAAACAUCUGAUUUUUUCAGCACACCAGUAAGAGGUUCAGUGGAUGCUGGUCAACCAGAUCCACAACAUUUAAAUACAUUAUUAUCAUUGAUAGCUAAAGAAACAACUGUUGAAGAAGAAGUUAUACAAAAUCAUAUUAAUGUUACUGUUGUAACUAAAAAAAAUAAUAAUACACAAUCAUUUAAAAGAGAUAGAAAAUCAUUAAAAACACCGACCAAACCAAGUAUUAAUGUUACGACAAAUCCACUUGACAUAUCAUUGUGUAAUUCACAAUCAGAAAAUAUUGCACAAUCAUCAACUGGUGCAAGAGGAAGAGGAAGACAACCAGAAUGUCAUUCCUUCGUUUCAGCCAUACAUUCAUGGGUCAGCCUCCUUUUCCCGUUUUGUGCAAUAGGUGAUGUUCCAGUAGCAUGGAAAAAUGCUAUAUCAAUACCAGCAGCUAAAGUACCACAUCCUAAAGAGCCUGCUCACUUUCGUGGAAUAGUUUUGUUACCAAUUUUGUCAAAAUUAUUAGAAAGAAUUGUUCAUGAUCAACUCUCAACAUUUCUAAAUAAAAAGAGAAAAUCUGCUAGACAAAAUUAUCAAACUGGUUUUAAAAUAUUUGAUUAUAGAUACGGUAGUCCACAUCACAGUAGAUCACAAUCAGUUAAAACUCCAGGGAGCAGAUCAUCUGGACGACCAAAUUAUCUAUGUCUUCCACAACAAAGAUCAAGAGUUGCAAGUAUGCCAAAUACUGGAGUUGAGGAAGAAUAUUACAGACUAAGGCACUUUAGUAUAACAGGAAAGGGAAUUGUCAAUCGUGGUGAUUCGCUUAAAAGCCGACGAUCACGUUCUAACAACAGUGUUGCCUCAAGCAACUCUAGUACAGAACAUUUAACAGCUUCAUAUCCUGGAUCAGCAAGAAAUUCAGCAGCUGGAUCAUUAGCAAGUUCACGUGAAAGUAGUGCUUCACAAGGUACAGUACCAUUUCGUGUUUUGAUGUUGGGUGCACCAUCUGUAGGAAAAAGCUCACUGGUAUCACAAUUCAUGACGUCAGAAUAUCUUCAUGCUUAUGAUACAUCCAUUGAUGAUGAGUCUGGUGAAAAAACAGUCAGUGUCCUGUUGGCUGAAGAAGAGUCUGAACUUACAUUCAUCGAUCAUCCUUCUGCUGAGAUGACACCAGAAAAAUGUAUUGCAACGUAUGAACCACAUGCAUAUUGCAUUGUAUACUCAACAACAGAUCGUUCAUCAAUGAGAAUUGCUGAGGAUGUUCUUCAAGCUCUUUGGUGCAGUGAUUUGGUAUCAGCAAGAGCUGUUAUACUAGUUGGAAAUAAAGUUGACCUAGUACGAAGUCGAGAUGUUGCCACUGAAGAGGGCAAGUCAAUGGCAACAGCUUACGACUGCAAAUUUAUCGAGACGUCUGUCGGAAUAAAUCACAAUGUGGAUGAGCUAUUGGUGGGUCUUUUGACGCAAAUACGAUUGAAAUUGGAGAAUCCCGAGAGAACGAGGGAUCUUUUUCGUAAAAGAUCACGUAAAAAUCGUAGCAGAUCACCCCUUGGUUCAUGCUCAGAAAAUAAUUCACCUAAAAAAUUUCGAAAUAGUCGUACAAGUGCAAGUCUCAAGGUAAGAAGUCUUUUAGGCAAAGUUUGGGCACGUGAUAGCAAGUCAAAAAGUUGUGAAAAUCUCCAUGUACUUUAAUUUUUUAUUUUUGUUUUUUCGCCUAUUGUUUUAAAUUAAUUCUUUGAAUAUUAUUAAAUACUCCAAAUAUAAAUGAAAAAAAAAGAAAAAAAAAAAAUGUUUAAUUUCAUUUUUUAACAAGACUGAAAAGAUUUAAAAAAAAAAAAAAAUUAUAUAUAUAUGCACAUGUCAUGAAUUCUGCCUCAUUUUAUCUUCCCAAAAUUCAAAUUAAA
This is a messenger RNA of Aphidius gifuensis, 2627 nucleotides long. RefSeq lists its product as uncharacterized. The transcript is spliced from 11 exons. NCBI's taxonomy places the organism in Eukaryota, Metazoa, Arthropoda, Insecta, Hymenoptera, Braconidae. Gene Ontology annotation, molecular function: GTP binding; GTPase activity; calcium channel regulator activity. The record is from RefSeq and is a predicted model, not a curated record. Gene Ontology annotation, cellular component: plasma membrane. The annotation marks the transcript as partial.